CGAUUUGUUUUAAUCUUGCGAGUUAAACGCAUAACAUCUCUCCUCCCCCGUCCAAAGGCCAAUAUUCUGCGUGAGGGCGAAUCCCUAGCUCAUAUUGCUAUCCACUUCUACCCGGAAACCCGCUCUAAGAAUGGCCGAAUUCCAUUGCAUUGAAAAACCUAUUGCUUAAUGCUCAUUAAUAUACCUAUUGUUGAAUGAGUCGUUAAGAACUAAAUAAAAAGUAUAAAAUAAAAAAUAUUGCAAGAAACAAUUAUAUUUUUUUAUGUUUAUACUAGAGGACACUACAGCUUCAUCCGCGUAAAACGAAAUUAUUUCCCAUUCUCGUAAAUUCCCGUUCCCGUGAGAAUUUCGGGAAAUCCUCUUAGUUCACCCCUAGGCGAUGGGCUAGCAACCUGUCACGGUGUGUUCCCAUUCAGUCACACCUCGAUCUGUAACACUUACUCAAUGGGAAAAAAAAUCCCGUUCUGUAGUAGUGGUACACAUUGCAACUAUCGUUUUCCCAAUGAGUAACACUGUUACAUAAUGGCACUUUGUAAUCCCGAUCAGUAAUCCUGGUUAAGAAUAUUUUUUUAUAAAAGCAUUUCUAAUGUUUAUUUAAUUGGUUUUUAAUAAAACGAAUAAGAUAUGUAACGAAUUAGUGUAGAAAAUACAUAUAUUGUUGUCUUUGAUCUUAUAUCUUUUUGGCCAUCCAGUUCCAUGAAAACUAUUGUUUUAAUUGUGCUUUGAAAUACGCCGCAAGUGAGCUGGCGCAGGGUUCAAGUAAUUCAGGUAAGUAAAUGAUGUCACUUAAUAAACAAUGAAAAACAUUAGCCAAUGGCGGCGGAAAUGCCACCAAAAAUAAUCAAAAAAUAAAUAUAUGUAUUUUAUACACUAAUUCCUUACAUGUCUUAUUCUUUUUCAAUUAAGAACUAAUUAAACAAACAUUAGAAAUACUUUUAUAAAAAAUAUUCUUAACCAGUGUUACUAAUCGGGAAUACAAAGUGCCAUUGUGUAACAGUGUUACUCAGUGGGAAAACGAUAGUUGCAAUGUGUACCACUGCUACACAACGGGAUUUUUUUUUCCAUUGAGUAACAGUGUUACAGAUCGAGGUGUGACUGAAUGGGAAGAAACCCCUGUCACUAUUUGAAUCUCAAUUCUAUCAUUAAGCUAAAUUGCUGAACGUGGCCAUUCAGUCUUUUCAAGACUGUAGGCUCUGUCUACCCCGCAAGGGAUAUAGACGUGACCAUAUGUAUGUAUGUAGUUUGGUUAUUCUUUGUUUUAAGUACUAAUAAUUUAAUUAUUAUCAUCCAAGUGUGUUCCUAUUAGGUAAUAAUCGUUAUUUUUAUUUACCCGUUCAAAUGCAUUUUUCUAUGGGAGGUCGAAUAUUAGGUACCUAAUAUGUACCUACUUGUAUAUGUUUCGUCAUGAAACACUAUCUGUUGCCAGUGUUUUGUUAUUCCAAUAUCUCGCUAUGUUACUACAAAGUUCCAUUAAAAUCGGUACCUACAGUAGUUUUUGUGUAAAAAAGUAACAAACUUUUGCAUAAUACUUACCUAUUAGCAGGAAGUACUUUGAAUGUUUUUUAUAAAAGUUAUAAGCACAGAAACUAUUUAAAAAUUACAAGCACUGCAGUAGUGGGUAAAUACCCAUUUAUAUUACUCACCUGGGUACGGACUUGUAUACUUUGUACUUUUAUGAUAUAAUGUAAUAAGAUACCUAUAGCGUUUUAGUUCUAAAAGCUUCAGUUGUUUUUCUUUCAAUGUAACCAAUCCUGGAAAGCUGACUUCGCUAUUGGAGGACAACCGGUGCAGGGCGGUCCGUCACAGAUUUGAUGCUGCGGCGUAUCUGCUGAAGGAAUCUCGAUAUUCGCCUUUAUGCAACUGUAAUAAAGUUAAAAGUAUCGCUAUAAUGUUGAGAUGUGAGGGAGCUUUUGUUACGCCUACUAUUUUACGCUUCAGAUAAGAGCUUUCAUGAUGAUAUUAGUUUCAGGGCGGAGAUCCGUGGGCGUUGUCACAGAUACAGUGAAUUUUUAGUGUUAUUCUGUCAGUAAAUAUUUAAACUGGUAGUAAGGUAAUUAACCUCAGAACAGUUAAUAAAUAAAAAUACUAUAAGUAUUAAAUAAUAGUGGAGCGACAAGUGUGGCUAUGUGCCAAUAAUUCGAAGGAAGUGCAAGAUAUCAGAAGUGUGUCUGCAAAAUGAACAGCGGUCGAGCGCGAGUGCCGAAAUGCGCGCGAUGUCGCAACCACGGGCUUAUCUCCAGUCUGAGAGGCCACAAGAAAGCCUGCGCCUACAGGCUCUGUCAAUGCCCCAAAUGCGGCCUCAUCAAAGAACGACAGCGAAUCAUGGCAGCUCAGGUGGCCCUAAAAAGGCAACAAGCAGCCGAGGAUAAGAUAGCACUGCACCUGGCAUCAGUGGAGACCGGGACUGCCCUGGACGCGCUGCCUCCCGGACGAAUCUUCGGGAUGCGCGUCACGAGACCCUGCCCCAGUCCCGGCCCAGAGCCGGAUUCAAAUGCCGAACAGACUCCUAUACACAUCGACAGCGAAACUAGCGAUUCUUUGCCUGACUGCUGUGCCGCUUCUCCAGAUUCAGCUGGCAGCACCAGCGCUGCAUUGUCACGACCCGGUGGUAGUGAAGAUGGUCCAGAUCCCGAGGGAGCCGUGACUACCGCCGGACUAGAGAUGCUGAGGAAGUUGUUUCCGGGGAAGAAACGGUCUGUUCUGGAGCUGGUGCUGCGGCGGUGCAACCACGAUUUGUUGCGAGCUGUCGAACAUUUCAAUGCUACCCAAAUUCAGCGCGACAAACUCCCCAUACCCGCAACAAGCGUGAGUUUGGACGCUUCUGUCUCCAGCUCUGAAGAAGUGGAAACCCGAUGGUCUGCAUUCAGACCAGUCGGCCCCCGCGCUCCCCUGCUCCCCGCCCUCGUCAUGGGUCGAGUCUGCGGCUCCGAAUGGCUAGUUCCACUACCUGCCCUGCCUGCUCUGUCUACCCCGCUACUGCUCCCGUUUCAGCACCCCCACCCAACAGCACCAUGUAAUCCCUGCACGCCUGAUUGUAGACAGUGCAAUUCGCAUCAUUAAUCUAUAAAAACUAUGUCUUGUAUAUUAUGAAAAUUUCUAGGUUAAGAAGACAGAAAUUUGAUUCUGGUUCUAAGCUUUCAAAUAAAUGAGUAAAUUAUUGAAAAUUAGUAUAAGUACUUUUAAUUCAAUUAAUAUCGGUAAAUUACGUCGGAUAUCAUCUAAAUCAAUCAAUUCUUAUUUAUUGUUCGUUGUAUUAAACUAUUGUAGUUAUAGUUUAAGUUAAAUCAUACUUAACACAUCACCCAUUAAGUAGUUAUUAAUUUACAGAACAGUACAGUAUCUACCUAAAUAAAAUAAUAUUAAAAUAU
Molecule: messenger RNA, 3368 nt
Organism: Amyelois transitella
Lineage: Eukaryota; Metazoa; Arthropoda; Insecta; Lepidoptera; Pyralidae
Gene: dmrt93B
Product: doublesex- and mab-3-related transcription factor dmd-4
Exons: 6
Coding region: 2176-3060 (294 amino acids)
Biological process (GO): regulation of transcription by RNA polymerase II; sex differentiation
Cellular component (GO): nucleus
Molecular function (GO): protein binding; RNA polymerase II cis-regulatory region sequence-specific DNA binding; DNA-binding transcription factor activity, RNA polymerase II-specific
Source: RefSeq, a predicted model, not a curated record